Molecule: messenger RNA, 1905 nt
Organism: Suillus discolor
Lineage: Eukaryota; Fungi; Basidiomycota; Agaricomycetes; Boletales; Suillaceae
Exons: 8
Coding region: 1-1905 (634 amino acids)
Source: RefSeq, a predicted model, not a curated record
AUGACACCUUCGGAAAUUGCAAACGAAGCCCUCAACUCCACUCUUGAGGCUGUGCAACCGCUCAUGAAGCACUGUAUGAAAGUGAAGGAAAGUGACCCAACCGCAUUGAUAUUCUCCGAUGAGAUUGCCAGACGGGUGGCAAAAGAUUUGAAGCUUUAUGGGGGCGCCGCCACAUCGUUCUCCCCUCAGCUGCUGUCUUGUGCAGCCGUAAUACGGCAGCAUUCAAAAGCUGGGGCAUUUGUAUCAUUGCCUGACUGGAACUCUGUGGUGGACAACGACCCACGCAUUAAGACACACCCACGGUUCCACAAGACUGUAGGCUAUCGUCCUCCACCCCCCGCAUAUCCGGAUGCAGAACCGGAACCCAGCAUGUCGUCAUCCACUGUCCCGGCAGAGCCAAAUUCAAUGAGAGGGACCCUUGUAAUUGCAUCAAAGGCCCCAGACCUCAUUCAGUCGCUCUAUGUUGUCCCGGAGGUGCAACCAAGCAUAUCUGAGUUGCUACCUCCUGCUGCACUGGUUGCGGAACCUCUCAUAUCAGGUGUACGAGGUACUGCAACCCACAUGCUCAAUCCAGAACCAACACCCCCGUGUUCCAUCUCAAUCGCUCCCGUGACAGUCGGACGAAAUGUUAAUGGAAAUAUAAGAACGGUACGGCAGGGCAAUACACCGACCUGCCAGCCGCAGAAAAGGAAACUGGAAACAGACGGCAGCGAACCCGAACCAAGUUCGAGAAAGUUUGCGUCGGAUGAAGAGGGGAAUGGUGCCACUGGCACCAUUCAUGUGAAGAGGGCGUUGUCUGUGACAGCCCGCAAAGCUCGCACACAGACGUCUCCAUCCGAAAUUGUGGACGAGAGAGGUUUUUGGGAUGCAGAAUCCAGGCCGGUCGGAUGGGGUCUAGAUGCCACAGUUGCUACGGCAGUAGAGCAUUCCGUUCGCUAUCAUCCUCAGAAAUGCGACAAAUGCAUUAAAAUGGAUGUGCAAUGCAUUGUAUUGCCGGACAAGAAGUUUGGGUGUAUGAGACUCGCCUGCGCAAACUGCGAUGAGAUGAAGAUUACCUGCGCCAUCGACGGGGUUGGUAUCCGGCAGAGGCUGCAAGCAAAGGCGCACAAAGCUGUGAUGAAAACCGGUGUCGAUCCAGAAGUCAAACGUUCCAGGACGCAUGCACCCAAGUCGCGCACUGCUGUCAAAAUACCUGUCUUAUCAGCUCCUCCGAAAACAGCUAAACUGUCCAGACGUUCAUCCUCCCUUGCCCCGAAGAAAGUUGUGUUUGAGAACCCACCGAUUAAGGUCGGGCAAGAACCUGAGGACAUGAUGCCGGAUGAUGCGAACAUGAGGGCAUCACGUAAUAUGCAGUCAUUCAGAUCUCUACAACUCCCACCGGUCGACAUGCCAGCACCGCUCAUAUCUUCCAUGACACCCACCCCCUUAGAGCCUGAACCCACCGCAAGAGACAUAUUGCAAAGCAUACACGACCUCGGUAGGAGAUUCGAUCUCCUGGCAAAUGACGAGCGGGUGGAUGCUUUGCAUGUGAGGGUAGAUUCAGUGAAGUGGAGGAUUAGUUUGAAGCUAACGGCGCUGGAGGAACGGUUCUCCAUAUCUAAUGCGCAUCAGGAAAACUAUCAUUAUGCGCAUGGCCCUCACGCACACCAUACCGCAUAUGCACCCCAGUACCUCCCGGAACCAACCAUUGCAUCGUGGCCGAAACACAAUCACGCCGGCGAUGAACCCCCGGGUAUCUCCACCAUAGGCAGAGAGUACACCCAUGCAUGGGAUCUGCAAGACAAAGCCCAGACUUCGACAUCUGGUUGGCGGCAGACCAACUCCCUGGAUCCUCCUUAUAUAUGCGAGGCUUCGAUUGCAUCUUCUCCAUUGUCCAGCACGUCGCCCGUCAAAUCAGAGGAGUAG